Molecule: messenger RNA, 2793 nt
Organism: Drosophila pseudoobscura
Lineage: Eukaryota; Metazoa; Arthropoda; Insecta; Diptera; Drosophilidae
Gene: Vmat
Product: Vesicular monoamine transporter
Exons: 8
Coding region: 627-2600 (657 amino acids)
Biological process (GO): xenobiotic transport; aminergic neurotransmitter loading into synaptic vesicle; transmembrane transport
Cellular component (GO): terminal bouton; synaptic vesicle membrane
Molecular function (GO): serotonin:sodium:chloride symporter activity; xenobiotic transmembrane transporter activity
Source: RefSeq, a predicted model, not a curated record
AUAGUCCUCGCAUCCACAGCCGCAUCCUGAGCGCAGUCGUUCCCUGUCGUUGUCGCUAUCGCCGUCGCCUCGUGCGCCGCUGGCGCUCGCUUUGGCUUUCAGUGCGAGAUGAGAUCUCGUGGCUGAUGGACGUGCUAGAUUUCCACGUUUCCAGUGCAGCACCAGCACCAGCGCCACACAUUGAUACUGACACUUGUGGCACUGCCUUAUCAUUUUGUGUUGGAUUGCCACGAAAAUGUGGUUUAAAGUUUCAUUUUAAACAUCAAUUCUAACAAAUGUUCGACUGAGAUAGUGCGUUACCAAACCCCUAAAAGCGGAAACCAACACCCACAAAAACAUCCAAAAAUAUGUGAAAACUCGCAAGGGAAAAGGGUGAAUACUCCAACAACGCACGACUUCACCCGCCAAAAGACCGGCCAAAUAACACAACCACACCAGCAAUCAUCAUAGCAACAUCCACAAGUUUCCUUUGCAAUAGAAUCAGAAGCAGGACAGACAUAAGUACCUUCCACCCGCCCCAAAACUAAAGAGCGUCAGACAAACCAGCAACAGUAGACCCCGGGGCGAAGGAGGAGAAGCCAAGCCGUAUAUAAAAAAUAUCCCAGCAACUAGCGGCUAGCGACGCAAUGCAAUCAUCGACUGAUGCGGGCAAUGGUGGACCAAGAAAACUCUCGCAGAGCACAGCACAGCAGCAGCAGCAGAAACAACAGUCGGAGAUUAGCGGAGGAGCAGCGAGCGGCAGUGAGACCACCUCCUUCACCAUAAACGCCAACAAUCAGCCGCAACCUCAGCAACAGCAUCCUGGUGGCAUCAACACACCCAGCAAAAAUCCCUUCAAGCAACAGUUGGACAGCAAUCAGCAGAAUGGCAACAUGGACACGGACUGCGGCAUUCUCGGCGUUGGCAGGCAGCCCCCGGCUCCGCCGCCGCCCACGUAUCAGUCGCAGACGCAGACGGGCCGCCAACCGCCGCCGGAUCAGUAUCGCCAGGAGGAUCCACGCGCUGCCGGGUCCUGGUCCGCCGCCAAGUCCUGGAUGGUCAGCUGGCGCGGCUCCAACCGUCUUGUCCUCGUCAUCGUUGCCAUAGCCCUGCUCCUCGACAACAUGUUGCUGACCACAGUGGUGCCCAUCAUACCCGAGUUCCUGUACGACAUACGACAUCCGGACGCCCCGCUCGACAGCUAUGCCCGCACACCACUCACCUUUCACACCCCGCCACCGCCCACGCCGUGUCCGUGCAACAAGGAUGGCAGCGAGGCGGCUCCCCUUGAGAUCUCCACCAUGAGUCCGGAGGAGAACGAGACCUACUACCGGGAGCUAGAGGAGCGGCAUAACGAGCUGGUUGGAGAGACGGUCGAGGUUGGCCUGCUGUUCGCCUCGAAGGCCUUCGUCCAGCUGCUGGUUAAUCCGAUUGUGGGACCCCUUACGCACCGCAUUGGAUAUAGCAUACCGAUGUUCGCCGGCUUCGUGAUAAUGUUCCUCUCCACGAUAAUCUUCGCUUUUGGUCGCUCCUAUUUGGUACUGUUUGUGGCCCGAGCUCUGCAGGGAAUCGGUUCGUCCUGCUCUUCGGUGUCGGGCAUGGGAAUGUUGGCGGAUCGCUUUACGGACGACAAGGAGCGUGGCAAUGCCAUGGGCAUUGCCUUGGGCGGCCUGGCGUUGGGCGUUCUCAUUGGCCCGCCCUUUGGCGGUGUCAUGUACGAGUUUGUGGGCAAGUCAGCUCCAUUCCUGAUACUGGCUGCCUUGGCUCUGGGCGAUGGCCUGCUGCAGCUGUUCAUGCUGCAGCCAUCGGUGCAGAAAUGCGAGUCCGAGCCGCCAUCUCUGAAGUCUCUGGUCAGUGAUCCGUACAUACUGAUUGCCGCUGGGGCGAUCACCUUUGCCAAUAUGGGUAUUGCCAUGCUGGAACCUUCGCUGCCGCUGUGGAUGGUCGACAACAUGGGAGCCACUCGCUGGGAGCAGGGUGUGGCCUUCCUGCCGGCCUCCAUUAGCUAUUUGAUUGGCACGAAUCUCUUCGGACCCCUGGGACACAAAAUUGGACGCUGGUUUGCCGCCUGCCUCGGCCUGAUCAUCAUUGGAGCUUGCCUGAUCUUUAUACCCAUGGCCACUUCUAUCACACACCUGAUUAUUCCCAACGCCGGCCUUGGCUUUGCCAUUGGCAUGGUCGACUCUUCGAUGAUGCCGGAGCUGGGCUAUCUUGUGGACAUCCGACAUUCAGCCGUCUAUGGCAGCGUCUACGCUCUGGGUGACGUGGCCUUCUGCGUGGGCUUUGCUGUGGGACCUGCCCUCUCCGGCUCCCUAGUGAAGAGCAUCGGUUUCGAGUGGAUGCUGUUCGGCAUAGCUAUUCUCUGCUUCAUUUACGCCCCGCUCCUGACUUUCCUCAAGAAUCCACCGACCAGCGAUGAGAAAAAGGUACGUAUGGCCAGAGAAGCCGCUGCGGCUGCGGCUGCGGCUGCUGCUGCUGCUGAACCGGAAACGGAACUGGCCAAUGCCAGUGCCGGCGGCGGUAAUUCGAUUCCCCAGCUGACGGCAUCCUGUCCAGCCAUUAUGCAUGGCACGGCAGAGCUUGGCAAGUCGAACGAAGCAUACGAGAGCGAGAGGCUCUAGGUGCAGGCGCUUGCCUUUAAGUUUAUGUUUUCAAUGUCUGAGAUGAAAUUGAAUUUGUAGCCUUAAGCGUUAUUAGUGCCUUUCCAAUCGAGAUCGCUUAAGUAUUUAGUUUUUGUAUUAUUAGUCAUUAUCAUUGUUUUUAGCGUUAAGUUCUUCUUAAUUUGAUUGUAAUAAAACUUUUAAUUUGUAUUUA